GAGGGAGAAGUGCAGAGGCAGCAGUAGCAGUAGCGGCGGCGCCGGCGUUGCUCCAAUCAGCCAGCUCCAGCCACUCCACUCCACUCCCAGCAGCCGAGCGAGGGAGAUCUCCGGCGACUCAGUGGGCAACAGGGCUAGCCGGGACUCUCUCUCUCUCUUUGUGACCCCAGACCACACAAGCACCCACACAAAGGGGGACAGAGGAGCGAAGGAAGAAGGGCUCCAACAUGGGAGGCAAGCUGAGCAAGAAGAAGAAGGGCUACAAUGUGAAUGAUGAAAAGGCGAAAGACAAGGACAAGAAGGCUGAGGGAGCAGGCGCAGAGGAGGGGGAGGCUCCGACGGAGAACGAGCAGACCCAGCAGACCACAACGGAGACCACGGAAGUGAAGGAGAACAACAAAGAGGAGGCGGGCGACAAGGAGGCCCCGGCAGAUGCCAGCAAGGGCGAAGAAAAAGAAGGGGAGAAAGAGAAAGCCGGGAGCCAGGAAGAGCCCAAGAAAGCUGACCCAGAGAAGCCGGAGGCCGUCGUCGACGCAAAGGCGGAGCCUCCGAAGAACAAUGAGCAGCAGGCGGCCAAGCCGGAGGAGCCCAGCUCAGCCGCUCCUCCGCCAGCCGGCAGCGACGCGCCUAAACCCUGUGAGCCCAGCAGCGAUGCAAAAGCUUCCCAGCCUUCAGAAGUCACAGCUACUAGUAAAGUGGAUGACAAGGGCAAAGAGGAAGGGGAGGCCAAAAAGACUGAGGCUCCUGCAGUACCUGCAGCCCAAGAAACUAAAAGCGAAGUGGCCCCAGCUUCAGACUCAAAACCUAGCAGCAGCGAGGCUGCGCCUUCUUCCAAGGAGACCCCGGCAACAACAGAAGCACCUAGUUCUACUCCGAAGGCUUCAGAGCCUGCAGCCCCGCCAGAGGAAGCGAAACCAUCCGAAGCUCCGGCGGCGAAUUCGGAUCAAACCAUAGCAGUGAAAGAUUAAAUUGGACAGCCUGUUGGGAAACAAAACAGAAAACAAAACAAAA
This is a messenger RNA of Elgaria multicarinata webbii, 1011 nucleotides long. It is a transcript of the gene BASP1, whose product is annotated as brain abundant membrane attached signal protein 1. Gene Ontology annotation, biological process: negative regulation of DNA-templated transcription. The transcript is spliced from 2 exons. The record is from RefSeq and is a predicted model, not a curated record. Bases 228 to 968 code for a protein of 246 amino acids. Gene Ontology annotation, cellular component: cytoplasm; nucleus. Gene Ontology annotation, molecular function: transcription cis-regulatory region binding; transcription corepressor activity. NCBI's taxonomy places the organism in Eukaryota, Metazoa, Chordata, Lepidosauria, Squamata, Anguidae.